UGUCGCAUACGGGGAUUGAACCUGCAACCUUGGCAUUAUGAGCACCACGCUCUAACCAACUGAGCUAUGCAGCCUCAUUCAUGGAAGCCUCAGUCACAUCUCUACAUGGUUUAGCUAUAAUCUAUAAUUGGAGACUUCCAAAAGUCAAACUCCAUUCUAAAAGCUGAACAAUACAAACUGAACAACUCACAAAAAUGUUUUUUUAAAAGAAGAACCUGCCCUAACCACCUAAUAAGGCUGCGAAUGUGUGACUGGUAUUGUGGUUGAAGAGAAGAGCUGCUCCGGAAAGAGAUCUUUGGCCAUCAACUCAGGCUAUAGCAGCAAACCUCCAGUGCUCCUUCGACAGCCCUGCAGCCCUGAGAGGCUUCUCUGCAGCCUCUGCUUGCCAAUGGAGGGCGAAGAUGGUUAUACUGCUUUGAACUUCCAGUCUAGGAGGGCUGCAUCAGGAACUGCCGCUGGGGCUCAGAAACAAGAUGCUUCUGGGCUUCCCUGUUGGUACCGGAUCACCCUGUGGGCAAGUGGCUUUGUGAUCAUCAUCCUGGGGGUGGCUGUGACAGUCUUGGCUUUGCAGUUGGAAGCUGAAAAGGGAAAAAUUCUACUGAACAAUGGUGGAUGCAAUGCCUCAACAGACAAGUUUCGGGCUUCCCUAAGACACAACUUCUGCAAUCAAAAUCAGUAUAGUUCCUCAGAUAAUUCCCCUUGCAAAGUGUGCCCUAUGCAAUGGCAGCUCCACAGGGACAAGUGCUACUGGCCAUCAGACUAUAUGAAAACCUGGGAUGAGAGCCAACAUGACUGUUCAACAAGGGCUUCUCAACUGCUGGUCAUCCAAGACAAGGAGGAGCUGGAUUUCAUAAAAAGCAUUACAAAAGAAUCAAAUUACUGGAUUGGACUCUCACGAUUACAACUGGAGAAGAAAUGGAUGUGGAUUACAGGCUCCCAGCUUGAUCAGAGUCUAUUUCCAGAACCAAACUAUGCUGAAGGAAACUCUUGUGCCGCCAUAAAAUAUAAAGUCACCUCUGAACGCUGCAGUACUGUAUUUAGGUGGAUUUGCCAGAAGGACCCUCUCCUACUCUGAUAUUUUAGUUUGAUAAAUGCAAUAAUUAUGUGGGUUUUUGUUU
Podarcis muralis (Common wall lizard) is the source of this 1118-nucleotide messenger RNA. Lineage: Eukaryota; Metazoa; Chordata; Lepidosauria; Squamata; Lacertidae. The record is from RefSeq and is a predicted model, not a curated record.